UGGAGCCUCCCUAGUGGGACAGUCUAUUCUGCAGUUGUGAGCAUGCUCAGUUGUUCCCUAUACGUUAUCUUAGAGCUGUCCUUUCAGCACCAUGAGAGUCUAAGCCACCGGAGUACUGUUCUCUCCAUCCUGGAUCCCCUCAGGAACUGCUGUCACUGCUUGUGUAGUUGAGAAGCUGACAGUAAACCAGGUUCAGAAUAACAUUUUGAAGGAAUUUCCAUCAGUAAAAUUAUGAAAUUUAAAAGAACGGAAUCCGGCAAAGAUGCACAGAUACGUAAAGCAGUGUGUAUUUCAUAAGCCCUUCAUAUUGCACCUGAAUGGAUUACAUGUAUGAGCUGCUGUGACGUGGAAAGAUGGCUCAGACCAGUGGAGUUGUACGCUUCCUCCCCGAAGGGGACUGUAUACUUUCCUCUCCAAGGGCUCUCAGAGAAGCUGAAGGGAAGCCUUGGAUGCAAUCAUUGGACUCUGAUGAAGUAUUCAGCCCCCAGCGUUGCUUUUCUCCAAAUCUGAACUCCCGGAGAAUACAAGUACUGAGGAAAAGUCUUACACCGGAAGCCAGGCGUGCUCACUUAGGAAUGUAUAAUAGUACAGGGUCUUUGGUUUGCAAUGUUCCUGAAACGGUACAGAGGUCAGGAAGGAUAACUGCUCCUUGCAGUCCAUUGAGAAGCAGUCCUUUAUACUCUCCUGGCAGCAGGAGACCUUUAGUGCUGCCACAGACCACGGGACAUAGCUCUAUUGUAACAUUUACAUUUGUCAAAAAGUCCAGUGUGCAGACUUUAAAUGGGAUCACAACAGAGUGUGACUCUGGUCAAGGUAUGCCACUGGAAGGUACUGACCAAGGUGGAGAAUGUUGUGCUAACACUGCCACAGAUCUGGAAACAUGCCAUGGAAAAAACGUUGAGGGUUUGAAUGGUAUUAGCAUCAAACAAAGAGUUGGCUCUCCACAGCCUGUCUCUUCUCCCCAAGGAGGUAGAGUGCAGCUGAUAUCUGACAGUCCACAAACAUGCCAGAGGCUAUCACACAGGGAAUCAGGCAGAGAGAGUCCCUACUCUAUUGCCGGGUCAGACUAUCACCUGCGCUCACAUUGUGACUCUCCUACUAAAUAUGUUAAUACAAGCACCCCAGCACCAAGCAUCAUGCCAUCUGUAAAUAAUAUGCCCUCCAGUCCUUCUCAAAGCCCCCUGCUCAGACGGCUUGUAGGACAAACUAAUUUCUGCACAGACGAAGUGACAUCACCAAUUAAAGAGGGGUCUAAUGAGCAGUCACCAAGAAGUCCAAGUAGAUUAGAUCUUAGCCAGCAGGUAGACGAAUGGGGUUGUCCAAAGGAGGCUUCUUUACAUGCACAGAAGAUUGCAAAGGCAAAGUGGGAGUUCUUCUACGGUUCCCCUGAAUCUCAAAGGACUGAUUUACAGAUAUUUGAAACUUCGUCACCUCCAUAUUCACCCGUUAGCAGUAAUAGUUUGAGGAACAGGCACAUCCCUGCGGAAAAUGAGGUUUCUGAGCAUAGUCUUUGCCACGUGGAGGUUGAAAUAGAGACAACAUCUUCAGCUGAUCAGAUGCCACAUGUCUGUGAGACGGGCAUUAUCCGCAGAACUAUUAAAUACUCUGAGACAGACCUGGACUCUGUGCCACUAAGGUGCUACCGGGAAACUAACAUAGAUGAUAUUCUGGCCGAAAAUGAAGGUUUGGAUUCUGCUAUUGGCAGUCAAAAGGACAGCGAGAGCAACAGAAGCAUCACGGACACCAGCACGGAGAAACAGGAACCACAAGACACCCCGGUUGUCCCAGAGACUGCUGGCUUUCCCACUAAUAUGUCUGAUAACAAUGUUGAGGAGGAUGAAGAUGAAGUGUUCGUAUCAACAAAGAUGGGAGAUUUCAAAAGGGAGGCUAUACAGACACCACUGCAAUCUCCCCUGACCUUCCUUUUGUGCCAUCGGCUGUCAGAAGAUGGCAUGGACUCAUUCAGCAAGCAUUUUGAGGCCAUUAUGGAAUCUCACAGAGCCAAGGGUACAUCUUACUCCAGCCUUGAUUCCAUCGAUAUUCUCUCUUCCUCUGCACAAAACCAGAACAGUUUCUUCACUUUUGACCUCCCUACACUGACCUCAGAAACGCAGAAGCAGAUCUGCAAGAAUGCUCAGCUUAUAGAAGACAACUUUGCACCGUUGGCUCACCUGGAGCUGGACUCUGGGACAAGCUCCACCACUGACUCCGCCUGGAGUGAGAAAGAGGACGACACGGUAAAUGCUACUGCAGUUGACAACCACCCAUUGCACAGUCCCUCCCCCUCUGAGGACAGCUUAAUCAUUGCUGAUGCCAUUGUACACAGUGAACCACCUCUUGGCGAUAUGGCAUCAGACUUUGAUUCGGAGAUGGACAGCACUGAGCGACUGGCACUAGGAAGCACAGAUACCUUAUCCAAUGGGCAUAAAGCAGAUCAGGAAGCUGCGAAACGCUUAGCAAAGAGACUGUACAAUCUGGAUGGGUUCAAGAAAGCUGAUGUGGCGAGGCACCUGGGGAAGAAGUACGUCAAUGAGUUCAGCAAGAUGGUUGCAGAGGAGUAUCUGAAAUUCUUUGUCUUUACGGGAAUGUCUCUAGAUCAAGCGCUGAGAAUGUUUUUGAAAGAAUUGGCUCUUAUGGGUGAAACGCAAGAAAGAGAACGAAUAUUGGCCCAUUUCUCACAGCGAUACCACCAGUGCAACACCAACAGCGUAUCAUCUGAAGAUGGUGUCCAUACAUUGACAUGUGCACUGAUGCUGUUAAAUACAGACUUGCAUGGACAUAACAUCGGUAAAAGGAUGUCUUGCUCAGAAUUCAUUGGAAAUCUGGAAGGAUUAAAUGGAGGAAAGGACUUUCCAAGAGAACUUCUCAAGGCCCUGUACAGCUCGAUUAAGAAUGAAAAGUUACAGUGGACAAUAGAUGAAGAAGAGCUCAGGAGAUCGCUUUCAGAACUCGCGGACCCUAACCCUAAAUCCAUAAAACGUAUUAAUAGCUGCGGGAAACCAUUCCUUGACUUCUCCCAAGAUCCUAAUAUCACUACAUACAAGUAUGGAGUUCUGGUACGCAAAAUCCAUGCAGAUCCUGACUGCAAAAAAACUCCCAGAGGAAAGAGGGGCUGGAAAACCUUCCAUGGGAUAUUGAAAGGGAUGAUUCUCUACCUACAAAAGGAGGAAUAUAAACCAGGAAAGCCUAUUUCUGAAGAAGACUUGAAAAACGCAAUCAGCAUACAUCAUUCUUUGGCUACUAGAGCAUCCGACUAUAACAAAAGGCCAAAUGUCUUCUACCUGAGAACAGCAGACUGGAGAGUAUUCCUUUUUCAAGCCCAGAAUACAGAACAGAUGCAUUCAUGGAUUACUCGCAUCAAUGUAGUGGCAGCCAUGUUUUCUGCUCCUCCAUUCCCAGCUGCAAUUGGAUCUCAUAAGAAGUUUAGUCGACCUCUUCUCCCAAGUGCUAUCACCCGCCUACCGCAGGAAGAACAGGUGAAAACACAUGAAUCUAAAUUCAAGAGCAUGUCAUCAAGCUUAAUAGAACACCGCACAUCUCCUCCGGAUAAGAAGGUGAAAGGAAAAGAGGUGGAUGAAUUUAAGCAAAAGGAGGACUACCUCGAAUUUGAGAAAUCCCGCUAUGGCACAUACGCCAUGCUCUUAAGAGCCAAACUGACUGCGGGUACAGAAGAUUUGGAAGCUUUUGAAACCAGUUUGUUCGACUCGGCAGAAAAUGAUGAGGAUGGACUUAAAAAAUCACGCUCUAGCCCUUCUCUAAAUUUGGAUCCACCGGUCGCAUCCACCAAAGCAAAGUGUCACGUGUCUUCAAGAAGCAGCUGCAGACCAACGCACAGCAGCAACAGGCAGAAAUCGUGAACGGUCUGCCAGGACAAAUCUCGGUGAAAGAAGAAUUUGAGACCCCGCUUUCCUCUGUAUCUGAUGUGUUGGGUUGCAAGCUGGUACCAAUAAGUAUUGCAUGAUUUAAUACUUUUUGCAGAUACAUGCUUUGAUGAGCUCAGACCUUUAAAGGGCUUUUGAAACCAGCAGUGAGAUUCCUAUCAUGGAUGACAAGCUGCAGAAUCACUGUACGCACUGCCCGUGUAGGAUACAACAUGGAUUGUGCCAGAGGAGAGGCCCGCAUGUGAGUGAAGUCCGUAUCUGUAUGUCAGGAUAAAGAUGUUAAACCUUUCUUGUACUGUAUAUGUAAGCCAUUCAAAUCCAGCGGGACCAUAUUUUUAAAUUUUGUUAUGGGGAAACUACCAAAAAAUAAUUCUAAAAAGUUUCCUUGCAUACCCAAGUGGACUUCAUUAUGGAAACACGUACAGCACAUAAACUUUGCUACAAUCCAAUCCUUUUUUAUGGCGACAAUGAAGAGAUGAAAGCCUCCUGUUCUAAACACACAAGGGCAAUGUACAGAAUUUCUACUCUCGUUUUGUAUAUGUUUCGGCUACUCGAGCGAUUGAGAGGAGUAAGCAGGGUGGAACGACGCAGAAACGAAAAUGGAACUUGGAUUUUCUGAGGGCAAAAUGGCUUCUUCAUUGCAGAAUGGUGCCAUUACUUAACUGGACUACUCCGUUUUUGUGACAUAUUUUUGCACUUUUACUACUUUACGAAAUUUGAUUGUCAUGCUGAUAUUUUGUAGUAUUAAUGCUCCUUUUGAGGUCUGGGAAUUGUUUUCUUUCAUGCUAAAAAAACAAACAAAAAAAAAAACAAGAAACAAAAUUGAAUGUCGAUUUUCAGAAAAAUUCUUAAGGGAAGUUUACACUUAACGUAAAAAAAGGCAACAACAACGCAACAUUCUCUGCAUGUGUCAGAAACGUCAGUGACUUCUUUCUCAUCAGACAUUGAACCUGACCAGACAACUUUGGAUGUCUAGCACCGGAAGAAUACCAGCAAAAAAUGUCAAUCACAGUUUUUGGGAGUGACUUUGUUACAAGGGAGAAUAGCUGGGAAAUUGGGACAACAUAAAAUCGUAUGAUCAGAUGCAGUUAAAAUUAUAUGCCAAGCAUUUAAGCCAUAUUUACAAUCUAAACAGUUUGUUAGGUGGGCUAGAAUGCCACUUGUUUUACAUUAGCCUUCCACACACUGAAGCCAAACACAACCUUUACUGUAUCUUCAUUUUUCUACUUAACACUAGCUAGUGACCUAUCUGGCCAGUGCUGUAGCCACGCAUCACCAGAAAUUCCAUACCAAUCUGAUUACCGAUCAUUAGCAGAAGAAACCGCAUAAGAGUAUUUUGUUUGGUUGGUGUCAAAUUCAACAUACAAUUUGUUUAUACAACUUGUGUACGUAACAUUGCAUGUAUGUAGUACCAAUUGCCUCAGCAUCUACUGAUACAUCAAUGGCCUUUUUAUUGCUGUUUUUAGAACACCUGAAGUAGAUUUGGAGACAGAUAAGAUCGCACCUAUGUGUAUGUCAUUUAGUAGACACUAUGUCCUUUUAUACACAUGCCAGAUUAUCUUCUGGGCUAUUUGGUUGUCAAGGAUGCUAGAUUCUGUGACUCUAGAAAGGGCGAUAUUUGGGUGAACUUACCAGAACCUCGGUGAACAAAGCUUCCUAAUGUACAGAUUGUUACAAUUGUCUAUAUAUCUAGAGGGUAUCAUCUGCCUCCGCCAACACAACCCAGACCUUUGUGGAAGCCACGGCUAUUUCCUUAGUAUCUUUAACGUCCCCAUAUUUGUGUAUUCUUUUUAUUGUUUGUAAGCAUAUUAUUUUAUUUUUAUUUUCCAAAAACUAUUUCAGUUAUUCUCUACAGAAAAUGAACUAUUUUCCACCGCAGAAAAGAUUUUCUUUUUGCUGCAUUUAUGCAGAUAUCAAAGUACAUAAUUUAAUGUGGUGAUCUGCAAACUGCUCAUUAACGGUAGAGAUAUAUUGGAAUCGGAGUACCCCAGGCAAAUCAGACUAUUCAUUUUGUGAUGCCAUUCGUUAGAAGCAGGUCUACAGUGCAAUUAAAAUGAAGAAAGUUGAACUUCAUGUACUUAUUCCUCUGUGUUUUUCAACCGUGCUAUGUAAUUUGUAAUUUAUCAGUUAACCACAAUUUUUUUUUGCCUUGUAAUAUUUCCGCAGUACAUAUGAUGUUCCAUUUCCCGUAGUCAGCUGUAAAGGGCACAAUAUUUAAUUAAGGCUAGAUAAAUAAAAUUGACCAAUUUAAGUGAAAUCUACAAUAAUUCUUUUUAAACUUAUAAACAUAUUACUGUUCUGCUGGGUAAAUACUUUAUGUUUAUGUUGUUUAGCUGCAUUGUUAGUGAAUUGGGGUAUCUACAGUAAAUGUAGAGAUGUAUUGUCAUUGAGCAUUAUUGCCCAAAAUACAGAGGUCAAUUUCACAAAUUUCAUUCACUAAUAAAAUUGACCCUUAUAAUCUUGAACUAAUGCCAAAAUUGUGCCAUAAGAAUGUAGUUUAAAAUACAGCAAAAGCUACAGAAGUUGAUAUGGUGUUUUAUAAUAUUGGCAAGUGUCCCCGUACCAAAAUAGAAUACAGGUUGAGUAUCCCAUAUCCAAAUAUUCCGAAAUACAGAAUAUUCCGAAAUACGGACUUUUUUGAAUGAGAGUGAGAUAGUGAAACCUUUGUUUUUUGAUGGCUCAAUGUCCACAAACUUUGUUUAAUACACAAAGUUAUUCAAAAUAUUGUAUUAAAUGACCUCCAGCCUGUGUGUAUAAGGUGUAUAUGAAACAUAAAUGAAUUGUGUGAAUGUAGAUACACUAUGUUCAAUGCACAAAGUUACAAAAAAUAUUGGCUAAAAUUACCUUCUGGCUGUGUGUAUAAGGUGUAUAUGAAACAUAAAUGCAUUCUGUGCUUAGAUUUAGGUCCCAUCACCAUGAUAUCUCAUUAUGGUAUGCAAUUAUUCCAAAAUAUGGAAAAAUCCCAUAUCCAAAAUACCUCCGGUCCCAAGCAUUUUGGAUAAGGGAUACUCAACCUGUAUAGUUUUUUUUCUUAAAAUACUAGAUAUGAUUGUUUUGUUUGGAACUAUUGUGUGAUCAGUCAUUUUAUUGUGUGAUACUGUACUGCUCUAUUUAUAAGUAGUUUCUCAGUGGAUUUCUGUUUUGUUGGAAGUAGUAUGAGAGUUUAACUAAGGGCUAAACAUCAGGAAUAAAUUGAGCAAGUCUCUAGAGUCUAGAGCAGGCAUUCCGAAUCUCGCACCUCAAGGCACACUAACAGUGCAGGUUUUAGUGAUAGCCAGGCUUCAGCACAAAUGGUUAAAUAAAAUUAACUGAGGUACUAAUUAAGUCACCUGUGCUGAAGCCUGGAUAUCACUAAAACCUAGUCUGUUAGUGUGCCUUGAGGACCGAGGUUGGGAAUGCCUGGACUAGAGCAUAGAUAGACAAUCUUUAUGUGUUCUAUCUUGUAGGACAUAUUGGAAGUUGGUUCUAUAAAUGUUGGAGAUUCAUGGAUUGCCUGAGCCUGCUCUGUAGAUGUACAUCACUUUAUAAAGGGGCUCCAUUAAUAAUUGGGACCUAGGUUAAUACAGGAAUACUAGAAUCCCUACAGUAGGGGAGUAUCUUCUUUCAAGCAUAGAUCAAUGUUUUAUAAGACAGAUUUCAGCAAAACUUGUAGGACAUAUAAAUGAAAGUAUGAGCAAGAGAUUUAUGGAAGAGAAAACAUUAGUUACACUAAUGAACAAAAUCAUAUAAAUCCUGAGAUUGGGCAUACAUUCCAAAAUCAGGAUUAGUAGCUGCUGCCUGAUCAGUGAUUUGUUGGUUAUGGCUGCUAUGCAUACCCUGGACACCAGCAAUUGUAUUUAGUAUGGGUUAUCAAGCAAUGUGAUACUCUGGAUUGGCUGAAAUUUCACAUGAACUUUUCAUGUGACAAGUUCUAUUCAGCGGUCAGGUCUGGUGAAUGCCUGGCACUAUCAUUAUAUUAUUUUAGAUUUUCACCAGUUUGAUUUUGAAACAAUGCAAUUCCUAUUACUUGCAUUAUGCGCUGUAAUAUCAUAGGCACCUACCAGUGACUGAACAAGCUUCCUGCAUCUUCCACCCACCGUGAGAUCUCUGUGAGGGCUUGCUGUUAGGGAUGAGUGACAAUACGACCACUGCUGAUUUUGUGAACAAUACAGUACAGGUACAAGCAUUUAUUUCCUUCAGUCUCAUUUAUAUUACAUAGCUAUUUGAAGGGAAAAAAUCAACCCAUUUCCUGAGUGCGUUUUUCUAAGUGAUGACAAAUGAUUCUCAUAGCAGGGAAUGGUUAUUUUACUAUUCUUGCACAAGUGACCACUUGGACUAACCAGUCCUACAGUAUGUCUUAGGCUCACGCCUGAGUAUCAUAAUUUUGAGAUUAUUCUGUGGUUAAUGUGAAAUUUGUAAAGUAUAAAAGUAAAGCUGUGAUCAGUUUAUAACCAGCAAGCGAUGCAUAUCAAAUCACUGUCAAAUAAAAAUUCCCAUAGGAGCUGCAAAGUAUUAAUGGUAAAUGUAAGUUGUGUUUGUCUCUUUUUGUAUUAUUUUAAUUUUUUAGAUGAGUGAAACAAUAUUUUGUUGAUGAUGCCAAAGUGCUAUAUCAGUAGAGCAGAUCGUGGAGGCUGAGUGGUAUUUAAAGUACCUGAUGCCUAUGUACACAGGAAGCAGUCAUUGUCUGGGCUAAAUAUUCAUUAGAGUGCAGCCUAUCUAUUUACUAAGGACAAGGGGGCAGAUGUAUUAACCUGGGGAAGGCAUAAGGAACCAGUGAUAAGUGCAAGGUGAAAGACACCAGCCAAUCAGCUCCAAUAUGUAAAUUAACAGUUAGGAUCUGAUUGGCUGGUUCCUUUAUCAACUUACACUUAUCACUGGUUUAUCACAUUACCUUAUGCCUUCUCCAUGUUAAUAAAUCUGCCCCAAUGAGCCUGAUUUAGAAGGUGCAUACUGUUGCAUGUGCAGUUUCGAUUUAGUGUGCAGUGACAAAAAAAAUCACUGUGCUGAGUCCGACAUCGACAUUUCGUCCGCCUUUGAAUCAGGACCAAUGACAUAACUCAUGCCUCAGUGACUAACCUGUAGUAAAUCGAUAGACUCCAUAUUUGUUUUUUCAAACAAAAUGUCAUCUGCUCAAACUGUGGGGCAACAGGUACACAAAAUCACUCUGUCUGCUACUAUAGUAAAUCAAGGUAGUGGUUAUAACCAGGGUGGUCAGAGGACAGUCUGCAGUGUACUACUUGUACACAUAGCAGAUUAGCACAGGGAAGGUUAUACAGGGGAGAUGAAUGCCCUCAUUAACCAGUGUAUUACUGACUAGGCAUAGAGUAACCUAAGGAAGAAUAAUAGGAUAUUGGGAUGUAUGAAAGGUACAUACCACCCCAAGUAUGCCACCAGCAUUACGCAAAAUCCACAUAAUCACCUCAUGGUUGAUCUUUAAUAUAAUAUUUUUAUUUAUUUUUUUGUGGUUUACAAAUAUAUAAUUAAUAUAUAGUAUCAUGUUUGUACACUAUGUGGUCUGUAAAAAAAAGAAAACCUCAAAUAAAGGCAAAAAGUGUUUUAUUACUGUGAGAUUGUGACAUAAAGAAUGACAAAUGACUGUAAUUACUUGAUUUAUAUACAAUACGUAGAGUAUAAUGUGACCAAUAAUUUCCUGAAAUUUAUUUAGUAUGAUUAUAUUGGUCUUCUGUCCUAUGGUAAAAGCAGUCCCAUUUGCCCCUAAAGUCAGCUUUAGUUAAAUUGUGUUUCGUUUAUUAUGGCACUUAAAGGGCUGAAUUUAUGAUGACCUCUCCACUGACGUUUAUGUGCAAAAUAGAAUGUGGGAGUAUACUAAAAUAUACACAGUGUAAUGAUAGCUGAGGGUAUGCUAAUAGGCUAGGCUGCAUUGUUCUUCUGCAGUGUAAAUCUGAUGAAAAAUGACACCAAAAUAAAUACAUUUUUAUCUGUAGAAGUUGUAUUUUAUGGUGAAAAGUGUAUUUACUAAUGACAUAUUCUUUGUGAACAUUAACCAAAUCAUGUCUGUAUUAAAGAAUUACGAAAAAAACAAAAAUAUAAUACAUUUAAAUAAAGUAGUGCAUUAUGGGGCUGAUUCAGACCUAAUCACUGGGAUGCAAAGUUUGCUGUCCUGCGUUCGGAUAGUCGCCGCCUCUAGGGAGAGUGUAAAUUUGCCGUGCAAGUGUGCAAUCACAUGUGUACUACACAGAGCUGCGAUGUGAAGAGGGUGAUCUGGGCUGGAGCUUAUGUCGGACACCUUCCCUGAAAACGCUUGGGCACGCCUGCGUUUUUCUGGACACUCCUUGUAAAUGGUCAGUUGCCACCCACAAACGGCCUCAUCCUGUGAAUCACCUUGCAAACGCCCGUGCGUUUGGAGUUUUUGCACCAUCCUGGCGAUGCCCGUUGUUGUUGUCUGGCGCGCAUGCGCAUUGCGGUGCAUACGCAUGCGUAGUUAGGACCUGAUCGCCCGCUGUGCGAAAACGCACAGCAGCGAUCAGGUCUGAAUCACGCCCUAUAACCUACAGUAGAAGGGUGUUUUCACCUUCUAUUUUGGUGUUGAUCCCAUAUCAUUCUGUCCCAGAUUUAUCAAGCCUUGGAGAGUGAUAAAAUUGCAUGGAGACAAAGUACCAACCAAUCUGCUCCUAACUGUCAUUUUUCAAACACAGCCUGUGACAUGGCAGUUAGGAGCUGAUUGGUUGGUACUUUAUCAAUGGGCAAUUUAUCACUCUCUAAAGGGCCCUACUCACUGGCCGACCCGCCGCCGAGCUGCCCGACGGCGGAUACGGCCGACGAGCGACCCGGCGGCGGGGGGGCAGUGACGGGGGGAGUGAAGUUUCUUCACUCCCCCCGUCACGCGGCUGCAUUGAAGUGCAGGCAAAUAUGGACGAGAUCGUCCAUAUUGGCCUGCAUGCACAGCCGACGGGAGACCAGCGAUGAACGAGCGCGGGGACGCGCAUCGUUCAUCGCUGGAGUCUCCACACUGAAAGAUAUGAACGAGUUCUCGUUCAUUUAUGAACGAGAUCGUUCAUAUCUUUCCGAAAAUCGGCCAGUGUGUAGGGCCCUAUAGACUUGAUAAAUCUGGGCCCAAGUUUGGUAAUUGACCACUCUGAGAAUGAGCAAGCCUGGGUGUUGACCAAUUGGUUACAUAUCAAAAAAGGGUUACCAUACUGCUUGGACAUAUCUGCUGUUAAUUUUUUGCUGUUUUUGUAAUGUAUGAUUUGUUGUAUAACUAACAUGCCCAACUAAUAAGUUAUCAUUCUUUGUAUAUUGCACAUAUCUGUAAUAUUUUAGGGGGAGAUUUAUCAAGUCUUGGAGAGAAAGUGGAGAAGUUGUCCAUAGCAACUAAGCAGCUUUUAACUGUCAUUUUACAGGCUGUGCUAGAACAACAGUUUGAAUCUGGUUGCUCUGUGCUGCUUUUCCACUUUAUCUCUCCAAAAUUAGAUAAAUGCCGCCUUUCACCCUUGUAUUUUAGUACAGUAACAAUAAUUUGCUUGAUUUAUAGACAAAUGUAAAAGUUUUUGUAAUGGAUUGUUACAUGGUCAGCAAUGGAGGAGGAGAACAUGAUACAGCUGGACCCAUAAACUUUCAGGUUGCCAAGCAUCGUCAGCUCACUGCAAUAUUCAGCAUUUAUAUAAAGAGAAGACUGCUAUGUAGAACCACAGUUCAAUUUUCCAGGUUACUGCUUCAGUAAGCUAUUAUGUAUUUAAGAUAAUUAUAUUAAUGUAUUCUCAGAAGUGAAAUAAAUGGCUUUAGCAGAGGUCUAGAAAAUAAAUGUUUCCAAAUUCAUUACUGCAUAUGAUUAUGUAUAAAAAGCAGGAUGCAUACAGAAAGGAACUAUAUUUAAGAAGAGGGUAAUACAGUAUAAUUAAGUCUUAUGGAGUCUUUAUCUCUCCCACCAGAGUGGAUGUAACAGGAAGAGGCUAUGUAUGGACAGUUUCUGGUGUUGUUACCUAGAUACCAGUGACGUGCAGUGUGGUGAGGCAGAGCUUUUCCUGCCUUACUCCAGUAUAAGGCAGAGUUUUGACUAUAAAUUAUAAAGUAUAUGAAAAGUACAAAGAAUAUAUUAGAAAUAUCUUCUUUGUAUUAUUCGAAUAAUUUUUAUCAUCAAAACUCUGGAGUAAAACGUCUGUGACAGAUGAGUGUCUAUCUUUUCCACACAUCUCUGAUCAAACCUCACCAAAUUUCAAGCAGUAUAAACUGCUACACCUGUGUAUAAUACCCACAUGUAUAUACUCUACUACACCUGUGUAUAAUGCCCACAUGUAUAUACUGUGCUGCUCCCAGGGGUUAAAGUGGGGGGAAAUGAGGUGUAACUGAGUAUCAAUAGAUGGGCAUUAUGUGUAUAAGCAUCACUACUGUGGCCAGUAUGUGUAAAGGGCACUACUAUUGUGGGCACUAUGUGUAAGAGGCCCUACUUCUGUGGGCAUUCUGUAUAUAAGCGGCACUACUACUGUGGACAUUUUGUGUAUAAGUGGCACUAUUGUGGUCUUAUGUGUAAGGGGCACUACUACUGUGGGAAUUGUGUAUAAGGGGCACUACUGUGGGCAUUAUAUAUAAGGGGCACUACUGUGUGGCAUAACAUGUAUAGAGGUUACCAUCGUCAAGUGCAUUGUGAAUAAAGGGCACCACUGAGUGACGUAACCUGAAUAAGGGGCAUUACUAUGUGGUGUAAUAUGAAUCAGGGGCACUACACACGGUGUAAUGUGAAUAAGAUUGUGCUACUGUGUGGUGUAAUUUGAAUUGGCGUACUAUUAUGUUACCACGCUGCUUCUUUGUGAGAUCAGUGUCCCUUUAUAAAGUAAGGGAAAUAGGGCACUAAUUUAUAGUUUGCAGGGGGGUUCCAAAAGCACUAGUACUGGCCCUGGUUCCGCUUUAUGUGAGGAUGGGUGGGGGGAGGUACAGAUGGGUCCACAUUUAUCUUAACCUUUAAUAGGAUUAACUGAGACUGGCCAGUCGGACUUAAUCCCCUGCUGUAAUGACUUAAUCCCCUACUGUAUUGUUCUCUGUAUUGUAUUGCAGCUGAAAGCAAUAGAUGAAGGGUUUAUGCUAAUAAGUCAUGUUGUGCAUAGGGCUAGCGCAGAAAACUAGUCAAGGUAACGGUGGACCCAUCUGUAGGUGACGAGUUAAAUGAGUUCCACCACCUCUCCAGGACCACUUUAAACCCUGGCUGCACCUGUGUAUAAUGCCCACAUGUAUAUACUGGGCUGGAUCGGUGUAUAAUGCCCACAUGUAUAUACUGUGCUGCACCUGUGUAUAAUGCCCACAUGCACCCUCGGGCUCAUAUAUUGUGAAUAAAUCUGGCUCUGGAACCAGGUACCAGAGCCAGUGCCUCCUCAGCCAUUUAUCUCACCGCACGUCCCUGCUAGGUACAGGGAUGGGUUAUCCCACAGAUUGCCUCUUUCAAGCCCUGCCACAUACAUUGUUGUAUAAACAAGGAUUUUCUACUGCAUAUUUAUACAUUCUUCUGCAACAUUACUUGCAUAUUAAAACAGUUUAAGAACUGGUGCUCAAUUCUAAUCAUUCCUAAUGCCGUAUACAUGUAAUGGUGGACCCUCCUGAGAUCAGGCUAUGUGAGACAUUAAACAUUUUAUAGAAUAACAUGAGCCAGAAACGUCCUUUUUCUACCAGAUAAUUCUUGCCUUGAAAAUUGGUCAUAAUCUCCAUCUGUUUUAUGGGUGACGCAUUACAGGUGCAACAAGCCUCCAUGAGUUCUGCAUGCUUUUAGCACUUCAGUCACACCGGUAAUAACGAUACAAAGCAGAUUAGAAAACACACUUUUCCAUGUAUAUUGUGACACAUCGCAGAUUAUUAUUAUUAUUAUUAUUAUUAUUAUUAUUAUUAUUAUUUUUUUUGUAACCUUAAGCUGAGUGCUUUGCAUUUUGUGAGCAAUUUAUAAGCAUGAUGUGGCCUCUCCUUUUUGUACUGGGAGACACUCGCAGUCUAGGCCUGUCCUACUGUACCUAGGGGGUCAAACACCUUUCUUCUUUCCUCUAUCCCUUAAGCAUUGCAGUGACUUAUUGUCACCUUGUCAGCAGCUGGCUUAUACAGUAUUUCUAGAGAUAGGCCGUUGGCUGUUUCUGUUUUGCUUUAAAAUUAUACUUUAUGUAUCUCUAAUUCUGAAAAUGCCUAAUAUAUUGUUUCCUAUUUCCCGUCUGUAAUUCUGGUUAAUUGCAAGUCAUGCACCCGAGAAAUGCCAAACUGUUUUCUGCAUAAAAGAUCUGUGUUAAGUUUUAUUUUCCAUACAUUUAUUAAAUUAAAAUUACUUUUCACAUGGA
Molecule: messenger RNA, 14125 nt
Organism: Pseudophryne corroboree (corroboree frog)
Lineage: Eukaryota; Metazoa; Chordata; Amphibia; Anura; Myobatrachidae
Gene: PSD
Product: pleckstrin and Sec7 domain containing
Exons: 18
Coding region: 354-3857 (1167 amino acids)
Biological process (GO): regulation of ARF protein signal transduction
Molecular function (GO): protein binding; phospholipid binding; guanyl-nucleotide exchange factor activity
Source: RefSeq, a predicted model, not a curated record